Triticum dicoccoides is the source of this 1170-nucleotide messenger RNA. Its product is annotated as probable E3 ubiquitin-protein ligase ATL44. The record is from RefSeq and is a predicted model, not a curated record. The transcript has a single exon. Lineage: Eukaryota; Viridiplantae; Streptophyta; Magnoliopsida; Poales; Poaceae. Bases 337 to 957 code for a protein of 206 amino acids.
CGCCGCCCGCCGGUACACGCAUGUACGUAAUGACCACGGCCAAAAGAAUCAAAUGGCAAAGCUAGCCAAGUGACGAGCCCCGGAUUCUCAUCCCCCGGCUUAUAUCUCGCUCGCGUCACUGGUGACCGACCGUGGAGCACGCUGCAGACACACAGCGCAGCACACGGAGUGAGUGAGUGACCAUGGGAGCGCUCUCGGCUGUCGCUCUCGAGCCCGCAUUAAUACGCGUGCCAUUACUAGUAGGAGUACUGCUGCGCUGAAACUCCAGCCCCUUCCCCUCCCCCUCCCUGCCCGCCGCUGCCAUCCCGAUCCGGCGAUCCGGCCAAGAACGGACCAAUGGCGUCGGCGCGCCGCCUGCUGCAAACCUACCCGGGCCAGUUCCAGGCCGCCGAGCCGCCCGACGCCCUCGGCGCCGACUCCGACGUCGUCGUCAUCCUCGCCGCGCUGCUCUGCGCGCUCCUCUGCGUCGUCGGCCUCGCCGCCGUCACCGGCUGCGCGCGCUCCCGCCGCGACGCCGGCGGCGCCAGAUCCGCCGCCUCCUCCUCCGGCCCCGGCGCGAGCAAGGGGCUCAAGAAGAGGGCGCUCAUGGCGCUGCCCAAGCUGGCGUACGAGGACGCCGUGGCGGCGGCCGUCGCGGCGCGCGGGGGCCCGGCCGCCGCGGCGCAGGAGGGGAUCCUCUCGGAGUGCGCCAUCUGCCUGUCGGAGUUCGCGGAGAAGGAGGAGAUCCGCGUGCUGCCGCAGUGCGGCCACGCGUUCCACGUCGCCUGCGUCGACGCCUGGCUCCGCGCGCACUCCUCCUGCCCGUCCUGCCGCCGCGUCGUCGUCGCCGACGCGCCGCCCCGCAAGACGCCGCCCGAGCCCAAGCGGUGCCGCAAGUGCGAAGCCAUGGAGGAGGCGUCCUCCUCCUCCGCCUCGGCGACCGCCGGCGACAACGGUGCCGCUCGUUUCAUGCCGUGACACGCUCUAGCAAGUGAGUCCCGCCCGGUCCGGACAUGGCAAUGGCAUGGAUGCAUAAUGUGUCUGUGCAUUGUGAAUCAGUGAAUGUGAGUUUGGCAUCGAUGUCUGUACAUUCUCUUUGACGUGACUGCCUGUUUUCAUGGACUCGAUCAUGAAGUAGGUUUUCACUCUGAAAUCCCUUGAAUUUCAGUUGACAUUUCAGCAAUUUCAGUA